UGCAGCUCUACCCAGUUCAACUUUGCAGAGGCGAGCUGUGCGCAGACCUGCUCCGUAGUGCUUUUCGCUCGGAGCCACUAUGGCCCUGUCUUUAAGCCUGACCAACUUCACGCUCUUCUUCACUGGCGGGCUGCUCCUCUAUCAUUACAGCAACUCUUUUCGAUACUAUUUUCGGGUUUGUUUUUUAAUUGGCUGGAUGUUGGGCAUGUCCCUCAUUGUACUUCCUAUUGUGGCUCUCCGGGGAAGAAACGUGGCAAAUAUGAGAGUCCUUCGCUGGGUAAUGUUGCCUUUGAAAUACAUCCUCGGCAUUAAGAUCAGGGUACAGGGCACUAUGAACUUAAACCUGGAAGGGCCGUACGUCAUAGUCGCCAAUCAUCAGAGCAAUGUGGACUAUCUUGGGAUGCUUCAGGUAUUGCCCAAGCGAUGUGUCCUCAUUGUCACGAAAGAGAUCUUCUACAUGUUGACAGUGGGGGUGGUCUGCUGGCUGAGCGGCUUCAUUUUCAUUGACCAUAAGAAGACAGCAGACACCAGCAGCAGCAUGGCAGCAGUCGCAGACACCGUGGUCCGGGACAACUUGCGGGUCUGGGUGUUUCCUGAAGGCACCAAAAACUACUACUCUGCAAUGCUGCCUUUCAAAAAGGGGGCCUUCGAUUUGGCUGUGAAAGCCCAGGUUCCAGUUGUUCCUGUGGUGAUGUCCUCAUACCAACAUUUCUUCAACAAGAAGAUCAAAAAAUUCACAUCAGGGGAAGUGACAAUCAGGAUCCUACCGCCAAUGAAGACAGAAGGACUUGUUUCAGCUGAUGUCCCAGAACUUACAGAGCGUGUGUGGGAAUCCAUGCUGUCCUCCUUCCAUGAGAUAUCGGGAGGCAAAGAGAAACAAACUUGAAUCACCAAAGAAGCCACCUGUUGCCAAGGAACUUAAAAAUACCUCAUACACACUUUGACCCACAAAAUCAUGUUUAAUAAUAAAAGGUAUCAAUGUUUGCUCAGAAGCCAGAGGUUUAAAAACAGCAUGGGUUAAGAUCUGCACAUGAAAUUUUACUUGCCACAAGACAAUAGAAGAUUAAGAGGGUGCCAGGAGAAGACAGUCAGGACAGGAAGGAGCCGUGGCUGCGUGGUAGAGCAUUCCCUUGGCAUGCAGAAAGUCCCAGGUUCAGUCCCUGGCAUCUCCAGGUAAAAGGAUCAGGCAGUAGGUUAUGUGACAGACCUCUCCUUGAGACCCUGGAGAGCUGUUGCCAGUCUGAAUAGACAAGAAUAAACUUGGUGGACCAAAGGUCUGAUUUAGUGUAAGGCGGCUUCAUGUGUGUUCAUGUGUCUCUUUGCCCAUCUUAAUUGUGUUCAAAAAAGGAAUAGAUAAAGGACAAAAACAGUAAGCUGGUAUCUUACAGUUUGAAAAAACUUUUUUAAAGAUAAGGGCGGGGGGAGUGCUAUGGUCUUUAUAAGAGUGUCCCAGUCAUGAGCUCCCAUGGAAUUCCUUUGUUUGUGCCACUCACCACAUAAGAAAUAAACAGCCUCUCUCUGCGGCUUAGACAGCAAACACAUCGGUUUUGAUCUGUGAAAAACUGGAGGGCAGGCCGCCACUGCUGCCACCCAGACUUCUGUUGCCUUUCCUGUACGAGAAGACAGCAUUGUGAGGCGAGCACCUGUUGCCAUAACAACCGACUCCAGCAAAGAAGCGCCAAGGACAGCUUGGUCUGGGCCAGAGUGAUUCUGCUUGGAGGAAACCUUCCCAGCCUCAUUGUGAGGCAAGACAGAUGUCUCCUAUGCCAUCCGUGAAAGCUGGACCCAAGGCCUGUGCCCUUCAUUUUGCCCUAGAGUGCUCAGCCUUCCUGGACCCAGGUAAACAAGGCUCAAGUAGAACCAUCUAGUUUGCUAUCCCCUUCCCCCCAUCUGUUCCUAUUGGAUCCCUUCCAGAUCACCCCAAUGCGUGCAGCAUUAACCCCUUUCCACCGUUCCUUUAGAUCUGUUAGGUUCAUAUCGGUGGCAACUCAUGGCCCAGGUAAUGGCAUGGGGGUGAGGAUAUUCCAUUGCCUAUACUUGAAACUGUGCUAAUGGAUCCCUUUCUUAUUUUGCUGUUCCUCUUGUGGGCUCAUUCCAGGGACAUCUGAUAAUUGGAUCCAGCAUACUAUAUGGAUCCUUGGCCUCAUCCAGCAAGGCAGUUCUAAUGCCUAGUGUGCGUGCACACAUCCAUGUGUACACAGACAUUUUAGAUCUUGAAAUAUGGGCUCUGCUGCAAGAACCUCCAACUUUCCCCUUUCUUAUAUUUUCUGCAACCUCUGGACUUUCUUCUUUAUAUUAUUUUCUGAGCUUUAAAAUAAACUAUUUCUUUUUGA
Molecule: messenger RNA, 2333 nt
Organism: Eublepharis macularius
Lineage: Eukaryota; Metazoa; Chordata; Lepidosauria; Squamata; Eublepharidae
Product: 1-acyl-sn-glycerol-3-phosphate acyltransferase alpha-like
Exons: 6
Coding region: 80-886 (268 amino acids)
Biological process (GO): phosphatidic acid biosynthetic process
Cellular component (GO): endoplasmic reticulum; membrane
Molecular function (GO): 1-acylglycerol-3-phosphate O-acyltransferase activity
Source: RefSeq, a predicted model, not a curated record